Ananas comosus (pineapple) is the source of this 2161-nucleotide messenger RNA. Its product is annotated as probable mannan synthase 4. Gene Ontology annotation, molecular function: mannan synthase activity. Lineage: Eukaryota; Viridiplantae; Streptophyta; Magnoliopsida; Poales; Bromeliaceae. Gene Ontology annotation, cellular component: Golgi apparatus. Bases 127 to 1899 code for a protein of 590 amino acids. The transcript is spliced from 10 exons. The record is from RefSeq and is a predicted model, not a curated record.
AGAAAAAAAAAGAAAAAAGAAAAAAAAAAAAGCUCUUUUGGAGGAAGCUCUAUCCAUUCCACUACUACUCCUACUACUCCAAUAAAUCCUCUACCAAAUUAACAAAGUUAGUAGCUAGACACAGUCAUGGAGUUACGGAAGAUGAGAUCCUGCACCACCCUUCUCCUCAUACUACUACUACUACUACUUCUAUCAUCAUCCAUCACCACCACCUCCUCCUCCUCUUCAUCCUCCACCAACCCCCAAGCCAAUGUUGAGAGUGUUUAUGUUGGAAAGCCGGGUUCUCGGGCGGUUCUCGGGGCUUUCGACCGGUGGACCGCCGUAGGCGGGCUAUCGCCGGAGCAGGUGUACAGCGUGUGGCUGCGGGUGCGGGCGCGGGCGAUCGCGCCGGUGCUGAGGGCGGUGGUGGCGCUGUGCAUGGUCAUGUCGGUGAUGCUGGUCGUGGAGGCCACGUACAUGAGUUUCGUCAGCCUCGCAGUGAAGCUGCUGAAGCUGAGGCCCGAAAAGAAAUGGAAGUGGGAGCAAAUCAUUAUGGACGGAGGGGAUCUGGAGGGGCGCGGAAGUAACCACCCUAUGGUGCUCAUCCAAAUCCCAAUGUACAAUGAGAUUGAGGUAUACAAGCUCUCGAUUGGAGCAGCAUGUGCCCUGACGUGGCCACAGGAUCGGAUCAUAAUCCAAGUCCUCGACGACUCAACCGAUCCAACAAUUAAGGACUUGGUGGAGCUCGAGUGCCAGACUUGGGCAAGGAAAGGAAUAAACAUCAAAUAUGUAAUCAGAAGCGAUCGGAAAGGAUUCAAAGCAGGAGCUCUCAAAAGAGGGAUGGAGUGUGAUUAUGCUCAGAAGUGCGACUUUGUCGCAAUCUUUGAUGCGGAUUUCCAGCCAGAGUCGGAUUUCCUCAUGAGAACCAUCCCCUUUUUCGUGUUUAAUCCAGAGAUUGCUCUUGUGCAAGCACGGUGGGAUUUUGUGAAUUACAAGAUGAGCCUGCUGACAAGGAUACAGAAGAUGUCGCUAGAUUACCACUUCAAAGUAGAGCAAGAAUCAGGCUCAGCUAUCUUUAACUUCUUUGGUUUUAAUGGGACUGCUGGAGUGUGGCGCAUAUCAGCUAUGAAAGAAGUAGGUGGUUGGAAGGACCGAACAACUGUGGAAGACAUGGACUUGGCUGUUAGGGCAACCCUUAAGGGCUGGAAGUUCUUAUACGUUGGUGACAUAAAGGUAAAGAGCGAACUUCCAAGUACUUUCAAGGCCUACUGCCGUCAGCAACAUCGGUGGAUUUGCGGAGCUGCAAACCUAUUCAAAAAGAUGGCCUAUGACAUAGUGAUUGCAAAGGAGGUCUCUCUGUUGAAGAAGGUUCAUAUGCUCUACAGCUUCUUCCUUGUGAGGAGAGUUGUAGCCCCUACAGUGUGCUUUGUUCUCUACUGUAUUGUGCUUCCAGUAUCAGUCAUGGUCCCAGAAGUCACCUUCCCCGUUUGGGGUGUGGCUUAUAUCCCCACAGGCCUUACCAUUCUCAAUAUCAUACAGAACCCUAGAUCACUACAUUUGAUGCCAUUUUGGAUACUGUUCGAGGGCGUCAUGUCCAUGCACCGGAUGAAAGCAUCAAUGGUUGGUCUAUUCGAGAUCGCGAAUUUUAACGAGUGGGUUGUAACGGCAAAGGUAGGAGAGGCUUUCAAGGAGAACCCCGAAGUUCCAUUGCUCGAAAAGACCCGAAGUAAGAUUAAAGACAGGGUCAACCUUACCGAGCUCGGAUUUUCGUUCUUUCUCUUCUUCUGUGCCUCCUAUAAUCUGGCAUUUGGACCAGCCAGCUACUACCUAAAUCUCUACCUUCAAGCCUUAGCAUUUUUUGUCCUUGCAUUUAAUUACGUCGGCACAUGCAACUGCUUUGGCACCUGCAGCUGUUGCUGAUGGCAACUUGGCACAGGCCCUAUUUGCACUUCGUAAUUUUUGCCGAUUCUUUUCCCAGUUGAAGAUUCAUAGAAUCCACAGUAAAUUGGGCUGAUUUUUUUUUUAAAAUUUUUUAGUAAGGAAGUCGCCUUCAAUGCCUCCUCUAUUCUUUUCCUACAAUUCCCAACUAAACACCAAUUGUUUGUUUCUUGUAUAACUGAGAACUUUUUUUUUUCUUUUUUAAUAAUUUAAAUUAAGGGCAGCAGUAUUCUUGAUGUUAUCA